AUGACAGAGGAGGUGAUUGUUGUAGCCAAGUGGGACUACACUGCCCAGCAGGACCAGGAACUUGACAUUCGAAAAAACGAGCGUCUUUUCCUGCUGGACGACUCCAAAACGUGGUGGCGUGUCCGCAACGCUGCCAACCAGACAGGCUACGUGCCGUCCAACUAUGUGGAGCGCAAGAACAGCCUGAAGAAAGGCUCACUGGUGAAGAAUAUCAAGGACACACUAGGUUUGGGAAAAACAAAAAGGAAAACAAGUGCCCGUGAUGCUUCGCCUACGCCGAGUUCUGACACGGAAUACCCCACCAACGGUGGCGGCGGGAUGGGAGGAGGAGGCGGAGGAGGAGCGGCCGAGAGAAUCAACGACCUCAACAUCCCUGCCGUGGUCAAAUUCGCCUACACAGCGGAGAGGGACGAUGAGCUGACCUUAAUGAAGGGCUCCCGGGUGGUGGUGAUGGAGAAGUGCAGCGACGGGUGGUGGCGAGGCAGCCAGGCAGGACGUGUGGGCUGGUUCCCUUCCAAUUACGUGCAGGAAGAGAUGGUAGGGGCAGACGACGGAGGGGAGGUUGACACCUCACGGAUAUACCAUACUCAAGGGACCAUGCUAGCUAACGGGAGCAUCAGCGUAGGCGUGCUGGACCUGGUGCAGACCCUCUACCCCUUCAGCUCCGUCACAGAAGAGGAGCUCAACUUUGAGAAGGGCGAGGUCAUGGAGGUGGUGGAGAAGCCAGAGAACGACCCCGAGUGGUGGCGGUGUCGGAACUCGCGCGGCAUGGUGGGGUUGGUACCUAAAAACUAUGUGACGGUACUGGACGAGCGACCCGGCCCUUCGCCGUCGGCGACCCUCUCUCCGCUUAAACGCCACGUGACCACAGCACGCUCAGGGAAGUUCGCAGGGAGGGACUGGUACUACGGCAACGUCACCCGACACCAGGCCGAGCGUAUUCUGAAUGAAAGAGGAGACGACGGCGACUUCCUCAUACGGGACAGCGAGUCGUCGCCCAGUGACUUCUCGGUGUCCCUGAAGGCGGCGGGCAAGAACAAGCACUUUAAAGUGCAGCUGUGCGAUGGCGUCUACUGCAUUGGCCAACGCAGGUUCACGUCCAUGGAGGAGCUGGUGGAGCACUACAAGAAAGCCCCCAUCUUCACCAGUGAGCACGGAGACAGGCUGUAUCUUGUCAAAGCACUGCUGUGA
Nerophis lumbriciformis (worm pipefish) is the source of this 1191-nucleotide messenger RNA. The record is from RefSeq and is a predicted model, not a curated record. NCBI's taxonomy places the organism in Eukaryota, Metazoa, Chordata, Actinopteri, Syngnathiformes, Syngnathidae.